GCAAUGUGAUGGCGACCGAUGAACCAGAUCUUGAAAACCUCUGCACGUGCUCGUAUUUGAGUUCGAGCUACAUAUUUUCCUUGCACUCUAGACGGUACCCUUCCUCACAGUCUGCUCCAACGUAUCCGGGCAAGAACCAGCUCCCAGGUCUCCGGAACUUACGGAUCAGCAAAAGCCAUAGAAACAGCCCACGCACACAAGCCCACUCGGCCUCGCCUCAGUCAACCUUUCAGAUGAACACAUGGAACGGCCUAGGACAUGUCUGACCCUGCGCUCCCGAGAAUCAGGGUGACCGAUGCUCAGAAGGCCGAGGGGGGCACAUCACCUGUUGACACCCCGUCAACCACCACGGAAGGCGGACAAUCAGCUCGUCCGAGAAGCGCGACAUCCUCAGAAGGCAACGCACAAUCCAAUGGCAAGAAAUCACCAAUCAACUUGAUAAGGAAUACUUCGAGCAAAGAUGCCAGCGGUACAAAGACUACAGUGGGUCCCGGGCGGCCCUCAACUGCCAUUGACCCUCUUUCCCAUCACAUCCUUAAGAGGACCAACACCGAGAAUACCAUACCUCAAAAACUACGGAAUAGCGGGGGCCCGGAAAGUCCAAAUGCUGACAUUGGAAGCCCAACAAGCCCUGAUAUUGCGCCCCCAGGGAGACAACUAACACCCGAAAUCUCUCGAAGUGAUAGUAAUCUUGCGAAGGAGAAGAAGAAAGGUGUCUCGUUCCUUAGUAGGUUCUCCAUCAUCGGUGGGAAGAAGAAGGAUCAAUCGCCAGAUAUCGACGAUGAUGAAUCGGAGGCGGGUGAAAGGAGAGACGAAGGCAUGAACGCCGCUGUGUUCUCUUCUUCAAUCGGUGCGAAUGGGUUUAUCCCGCAACACAAGGAACCGCCUCGAUAUAUCAAAGUGCGGGCUCAUAAUAAGAAGGAACGGGAGUUCAAUCGCAUGUUCUUGGCGCAGGAGUUGAGCGGGACAAAACAUAAAGCAAGUGAUGAGAAAGUUCCGGGUUUGACUACCACGGAAAUAAAUGCAAGCAGCGCACACAAGUUAUCGAAGUUGCCGAAGACGAGCGGAGCAGUGUGGUCAAUAGAACUCAGCAAGGAUGGCAGGUAUCUUGCGGCAGCUGGCAGAGAUCAGGUUGUCAGAGUGUGGGCCGUCAUCUCGACACCGGAGGAAAGGCAUACACACGAGCAUGAAGAAGACAUAUCUUCGAAUACUUCUGGAGUCGAACGAUUGAGCGCACCCGUAUUCAGAUCUAAGCCCGUACGAGAGUUUGAAGGGCACACGGGCGAUAUAUUAGACCUAAGUUGGAGCAAGAACAAUUUCUUACUGUCAUCCUCUAUGGAUAAAACAGUUCGUUUAUGGCACAUUUCAAGGCAAGAAUGCCUGUGCACCUUUCGACAUAAAGAUUUUGUUACAUCCAUAGCCUUUCACCCCACCGACGAUAGGUUCUUUCUCGCUGGGAGUCUGGAUAGCAUAUUACGAUUAUGGUCUAUUCCUGACAAAAGUGUAGCGUUCUGGAAUCAAUUACCAGACCUCAUUACAGCUGUUGCCUUCUCCCCGGAUGGCAAGACCGCAAUGGCCGGAGUCCUUAGCGGACUCUGUUUGUUUUAUGAGACCGAGGGUUUGAAGUAUCAUACUCAGAUCCAUGUUCGAUCCUCACGAGGGAAGAAUGCCAAGGGCAGCAAAAUCACCGGAAUCCGGACGACAACCUUUCCCCCAGAUGACCCGGAAGGAGAAGUCAAGUUACUCAUUACGAGCAAUGAUUCGCGGGUCAGGUUAUACAACCUGAGGGACAAAUCACUGGAAAUGAAAUUUAGGGGACAUGAAAAUACCUGCAGUCAGAUCAAUGCUAGCUUCAGUGACGACGCUCGAUAUGUCAUUUGCGGCAGUGAAGAUCGCAAAGCAUACAUCUGGGAUACGAGUAGCUUGACCGAUGCUGAGAAUAAAGACAAAGUGGGCGUCGAGGUUUUUCAGGCCCAUUCAGAUAUGGUUACAGCUGCCGUUAUUGCCCCCUUGAAGACCCGUCAACUACUAAGCGGUUCCCUUGAUCCAAUCUACGAUCUCUGCAAUCCCCCUCCUGUAACGUUGUUAUCAAGGGAAGAGUCCACUGCGUCUUCGAUGCCUGCUAUCGGUUCGGAAAAGCGGCACUCAGAUCCCGUCAGCGAGCCUCAUAUCAAAAAGCCUGAAGAGUCGCCUGCGUAUCUCGCAAGAUCGUCACAUAACGAUGGCUUGAUUCUUGUCACUGCGGAUUACCUAGGAAACAUCAAGGUCUUCAGAUGUGACUGCGCUUCAAAGCGCCGAUUGGAGUCUUGGGAGACAGGUUCGACUUUCUCCAAGAAGAUGCUUGGAAGGUCAAAUAGUAUCAUGACUCGCACUUCAGGAGGGUCCCAUUCUCGAAGAAACUCGCUCUCGCAAAAUUCUCUAGCUGGACCACCUACUGCUUCGGAUCAUAUCCUGUCCUGGCGGAAUAAUGUCACGACGAAGGAUGACGGCAGCAUCAGAAGUCUAACGAAUAAAGCACCUCGAAGCGAUCGAAGCAUAUCUCCAGGGAAAUUCAGCAGGACUUCCUUCCAAUCGCCAUCUUCCUCAUCACAAAAUAAUCUUGCUAGCGCAGCUCGACAACAACCAUACUCGUCUACACCAUUGAUAUACGGAGCAUCGAGUGUGUCAACGACCAGUCCACCACCAAGCAUUCACAAAGUAACGAGUGCAGAGAGAAGUCAACCACCAACUCCAAGCUUCAGUAUUCGUCGGAAUAGCGGCAGCGACGACAACCCCUUGCGGAUUGAUGCUUCAGGAAAGAGCUACCAGUUCUGGAAUGUAGCAGCUUGGAAGAAGGAAGUCAAUCCAGCGCGUGACCCUGGCAAACUCGAUCCAGCAGAUAGACCACCGAUGGACCGGCUAGGCAGCGUCGUCAGUAAACUGAGUUCAGAUGAAGGGUCUCCUGAGCUAGAGGAAGAGGAUAGCGAUGGAGAAGCAUUGUCUUGCAAGCGGUGUGGAGGGAAAGAUUUCAGGGCGCGGAGGGUAGCUGGGAAGGGCCGGAAACUUGUGUGUAAAGCUUGCGGGACAACGGUCGAUUAAAUUAGAUGAGUUACGAAACUUGGAUGGGGAAUGGAAUUUUGUAUAUAUAACAGUGACGUUGAAGGACGUUGGUUAAAGACGCUUGAUGAGCGCCUGAUAUCCCGAGAAACGAUGAAUUCAGAGUUAAGAGAAACCGAAUUCAAGCAGAUCCCUCUCUCUUUCCCUAUCUCUCUGAGCAAACACA
Hyaloscypha bicolor E is the source of this 3262-nucleotide messenger RNA. RefSeq names its product WD40 repeat-like protein. Gene Ontology annotation, molecular function: protein binding. The transcript has 6 exons. The record is from RefSeq and is a predicted model, not a curated record. NCBI's taxonomy places the organism in Eukaryota, Fungi, Ascomycota, Leotiomycetes, Helotiales, Hyaloscyphaceae. The coding region runs from base 259 to 3078 and encodes 939 amino acids.